AUGCCUCCAAGCUGUAUGACCGACGGGGCGGGCGGCGCGAAUGCCAAGAAAGAUGGCGUUAGUGAUGAGGGUGUCGUACAUGGCCACAUCCACAAUUAUGACAACAUGACUCUGAUUCACGGUCAUGUUCAUCGAACGCCGCUUCCCGCCAGCGAUACGCCGGCGGAUAGAUCGCUGCUAUCGAAGGGGAUUAUGAAAUCGGGGGUGAUGCCACAAGGUGACGGCAGCCAGUUGGAUGAGAAAUGUCUCGGCGGCGAUAACGAGAAUUUAGACUGCCAGUUUUUCCAGUUUGUCAAUUAUCACCAAGGUGGGAAACCCGCUGGCUGGAUGACGAGAGAUGCAAGCAACGUCGGCGCAGAUGGUAAACAGGGAUUUUUGCAGUCCAAACCGUCGCUUGGCCAUUUGUAUAACGAUCAAGCCCUGCUGCUCCCCAGUAGCAAGCGGAAGUUCUCGCACGGUGCUGGAGAAGAGAACUGCCAUUGCCCGCCGAAAAUCCUAGAGAUCUGCUGCGAUGCGACGCAUGACGCAACGACCGCGAGCAGCGCAGCAACGGUUGAUGGUAUACCGAGAGGCGUCAAUCGGGACGAACUCAGGCGGUACAAGAAGAAUCGAAGGCCUGUUUCAAAAAGCAGUAUUGACUCUCUAGCAACUCCCAACCUGGAUCACUUGGUCAUUGACAAUUGUGAAAUAUCCAGCGAUAAAAUAGUGAAGCCUAAGGACUUGGACUUUGAAGACGAUGAAAAUGAUGACGAAAAUAUCUUCGAAAAAUUUUGUGAAGAGUGUUUGAAUCUGGGACACGAGCAUAAACAUGGGGCCUCUUCUUCUCCCGAGAAUCUGGAUUCCGAUGUCAAAGAUAAACAUUGCCAGUAUUGCCACCAUCGACAUCCGCAUGAUUAUAGUCGAGCUCGCGCACCUUUACCGAGGGAAAAUUCAUCCACCACAUUGUCGUCAACACAUUCGACGCAUAGCGAACUGGAUCUUCUAGGCGAUGGGGAAACGUACCACUCUGCUCAGGGUUCUGCAUCGAAUGUUCCUCCGCUAACCGCUAAGAAAUAUCCAUCCCAUUUCAUGAACUCACAACUUGACUUGCAAAUCCUGGACGAUCUGUGCAAUAUAUCAUCUUUAUAUGAAGUUCCAUUUGCCAAUCACAUGAAUCAUCAUAGUCAUCAUCAUCACCAUAUAUCCGAAAACGAGGGAAAUCAAGGAAUCAACCUGCUCGAGUCCACAAUAAAGUGUAAACCAUCCUUUGCAUCAAGUAACAAUAGACACAAUCAUCAUCACCAUCGAGUACAGCUGCAAAAUUGCACCGCACAUUGCCAGCCAAGUGAUACCAGUCGAGAGAGUGCUAGCAAUGGUCUCAAUGGCGAUGAUAUUACUUCAGAGUGGGAUAACAAGAAUUAUAGCUUUGAAAGAUCAACCAUCCCCAAAACUGGAAGCCCGGUUUCAGGUGAUAUGUCUUACCAAACUUCAGUGCCUAAAAUAGAAGACUGUGGAAACAUGCCUCAGGAACCUACAAUAGCGUUCAACUGGUUAUUUAAGAAAGAUGAAAAUGCGAUCCAAUGUAAAUGGGACCAAUGUCCUGAAUCUUUUUCAAGCUUAAUUGACCUUCAAAGACACAUGCUCAGAGAUCAUGUUGCAGACGAAGAUGCCUCCUGUUAUUGGAUACCGUGUACUUUCAAAGGCGAAGACACUUGUUCGUUGAUCAAUCACAUUAACUCGGAUCACGGAAUAAACUUUGGAUUGAAUAUUACAACAUCUGAUUCAUGCAUAAAACCAAUGACUGUUGCACAAGAUUGCCAUCCACCUGUUCUGCAAGCGCAUUCCAAUAAACCCGAAGAGACUUCGCAGGUCCCGAAGUUUCAAUGCAAAUGGGGUGAUUGUACAGCAGAACUUGAUUCUGCUGCUUCCCUAACCAAGCACCUCGAAGAACACCUGGACAGAGGCAAAUCGGAGUACCAAUGUCUAUGGCGUGGCUGUAACCGUAAGUUUGCUCAGCGUCAGAAGUUGGUACGCCAUCUCAAAGUUCAUUCAGGCUAUAAACCUCAUAAAUGCCAAGUCUGUGGCAAAUGCUUCUCGAACGAAGAUACGCUGACUCAACACAUGAGGAUCCAUUCUGGAGAAAAGCCCUUCGAAUGCCACAUAUGCGGCAAAAGAUUCGCUGUUUCUAGCUCACUGAAGAUCCAUAUUCGAACGCACACGGGAGAAAAGCCACUCGAAUGUAAAAUUUGCGGCAAAAGAUUCAGCGAGUCAUCCAACUUGAGUAAGCACAUGAAAUGCCAUAAGAAGAAAUAUAGCUGUAGCCACUGCAAACGAGGGUUCGAUACAAUUGAGAAAUUUCAAGCACAUGAAGCUAGAUGCUUCAAGAAGAGUAAGUAG
Messenger RNA from Torulaspora globosa, 2376 nucleotides. RefSeq names its product Zap1p (gene ZAP1). Gene Ontology annotation, molecular function: zinc ion binding; RNA polymerase II cis-regulatory region sequence-specific DNA binding; DNA-binding transcription factor activity, RNA polymerase II-specific. The record is from RefSeq and is a predicted model, not a curated record. The coding region runs from base 1 to 2376 and encodes 791 amino acids. Gene Ontology annotation, biological process: regulation of transcription by RNA polymerase II. The transcript has a single exon. Gene Ontology annotation, cellular component: nucleus. NCBI's taxonomy places the organism in Eukaryota, Fungi, Ascomycota, Saccharomycetes, Saccharomycetales, Saccharomycetaceae.